Punica granatum (pomegranate) is the source of this 7248-nucleotide messenger RNA. NCBI's taxonomy places the organism in Eukaryota, Viridiplantae, Streptophyta, Magnoliopsida, Myrtales, Lythraceae. The record is from RefSeq and is a predicted model, not a curated record.
AAUCGGACAGGAAAUUGAAGGAAAAGUAAAUUAAAAAAAAAAAAAAAAAAAGAAAGGAAAAUCAGCCCGCGUUCGAAGCAAACGCCAAAGCCUCCCUCUGAAGAACAACAAUUCACAAGCAACGGAAGAGGAAUCUCCUGCUAACAGGGAUUGUCUGUUUCAUCUCCUCCUCAUCGUCCGUUUCUUCUUCUUGUUCAGGUUCGACCCAGUUGCUCGACUGAGUCUGUUGUCACCACCUUGCUCUGGGAUUUCGAUUUGUUACAGCCACGGAGACUGCUUCCAUCCCCUUUGCUGUUCCAGUUCUUUUCCGGGGCUCUGAUUGGGUUUCUGUCUUAUCACGCUCCGCAGGUUUCUGAAUGGUUGCGAAGGGUGCAUCCUUUUUGGUAAGAUUCUUGUUGGGGGACUGAGAGCUCUGUUCUUGGUCCCCAGCAGGUGAGACACAUGUUGGGGGUGGGUGGGACUCGACGUACGUAGCUGUCGACAAUGAGUGGGGAGCUUCUUCUUCAUAGCCCAUUUCUUGGCGUGUCUCUUUAUGGCUCUGUUGAUGGAAGACAGGGUGGAAUUUGUUCCGUGGCCCCCGGGAGAAGGCGGCACAACCUAAGAAUGGCUACCAGGAAAUGCUCCUGCUCAAAGCAGAACCCUUGGGUGUCUCGGGCAGUCUGGUUCUCGCAUUUCUUUCAGAGGAACGUGGAGCUGCUGAAGAGGAACAUUGGUUCGAGAAGUGGGUUCGUCGUUAAAUCCGUCAAGGAACCUCUGACUCGGAGCAGGGCCUUGGUGAAGUCAUUGAGUCCGUUGUGGCAUGAGGGGCUUCUGUUAUUCAGGUGUUCCGUGUUUGUAGCUGUGAUAUCCGGGGUGUGCUUGGUGGUAUGGUAUGGGCAGACAAGAGCCAAGGGCUUUGUGGAAUCCAAGCUUUUGCCUUCUGUUUGUUCGAUACUAGGUGAACAGUUUCAGCGCGAACUUGAUUUUGGUAAGGUUAGACGGAUUUCACCUUUAAGCAUCACUUUGGAGUCAUGCUCAUUCGGUCCUCACACGGAAGAAUUUUCUUGCGCCGAGGUCCCUACGGUCAAACUUCGUCUUCUGCCUUUUGCUAGUUUAAAGAGGGGAAAAAUUGUCAUAGAUGCAGUGAUGUCUCACCCGAGUUUACUUGUUGUGCAAAAGAAGGAUUACACUUGGUUGGGCAUACCUUACUCAGAAGGCAGUCACCAGAGGCACCUCUCCAGUGAGGAAGGGAUUGAUUAUCGUACACGAACCAGAAGGAUUGCCAGGGAGGAAGCGGGGGCUCGUUGGGCCAAACAACGGGAUGACGCAGCUAUGCAAGCUGCUGUGAGUGGCUACAUAGUUUCCGAGAAAGGUAUCAGUCAAUCUGAAGAUGAUUCUUUUAGAGAGGAUGCGAGUCAUUUGGCAAAACAGCUGAGCGCCGAAUCCUUUUUGUGCAUGGAUGAAAAGAUGCAUUGGAGAGAUCACCAUUGUAUGGACACUGGCUCUGACUAUGAUAUGAAGCAUGCAGAUUUGGAGAAAUCAUUUGGUGUACAAAUGCCCGAGUCAGGAUUGAGUUUUUGGCCUAGAGUUAUCCAAGGAACUAGAAAGCAAAAAUUGAAGAGGAAGGCUAAUGGAAGUGAGAUCUCUGAGAAUCGUAUAGUUGCUAAAAGAAGAAUGCUCGAUCGUAGUGCCUUGGCUGCAGCUUCAUAUUUCCAGGGUCUGUCCCAGGGGUUUACAAAUGAGCUGUCAAAAUCACCAGGAAAUUAUGAUACUAUGGAGAUCGAUACCCUUUCGAUAAAUAACAAGGAAGAUACCAAUGCUGGGACCACUAAAACAAGUUACGAAGGACAUUCAGAGGCUGUUGUCAGUAACGAAAUGCAUAUAGAACCUACAGGAACCAAACCUCUUACAACUAUUGGAGAUGACAGUAGAUCCCUAAACAGUGUUCCACAUGAUCCUUCGCCUAUCACUGAUGGAGCAAACCAAUCAAGUGAGAAUGUUGAGCUUAAGGGUGACGAUAUAGAUGAUGAUGCGAAUCAACUAAUAGACAUUGGUGAUGCAUCAGAGAGUGAAAGAAGGUCUCAGGCAUCCCAAAGUUCUAAUUCUUUUAAGAUCCUACCCUGGCUUUCAAUGGAAGGGCCGGAUCAAAAGGGGCAUACACAGAGAAAAUUUUCUCAUUUUCCUGAAAAUGUAAAGGAGCAAUUACGUUACCUCCUUGCUGGCUCCUUUCAAAAGUUGAAGUCAAACAUCGCUCCGAAACUUGAAGAUUUAGUUGCUGAACUUGUUGAUGGUGUAGAAGUAUCACAAAAUGAAGGCAUAAGUAAGAUGCUUCCGGUGACUUUGGAUUCGGUUCACUUCAAAGAUGGAUCAUUGAUGCUUCUUGCUUAUGGUGACAAUGAGCCUAGGGAGAUGGAGAAUGUAAAUGGGCAUGUUAAAUUUCAGAAAAACUAUGGCCUUGUCCAUGUUCAGCUGAACGGAAACUGUAAGAUGUGGAGAUCAGAUGCAACGUCUGAAGAAGGUGGAUGGCUAUCUGCUGAUGUUUUUGUCGACAGUAUUGAGCAACAGUGGCACACUAAUCUAAAGAUUGCUCACCUGUUUGUUCCACUUUUUGAGAGGAUAUUAGAAAUCCCAAUUGCAUGGUCCAAAGGGAGAGCCACUGGUGAGGUUCACAUUUGCAUGUCAAGCGGAGAAACAUUUCCGAAUAUUCAUGGGCAGCUUGAUGUGUCAGGAUUGGCUUUUCAGAUAAAUGAUGCUCCAUCUGCAUUUUUGGAUGUCUCGGCAAGUUUAUGCUUCCGUGGUCAGCGAAUAUUUUUACACAAUGCGAGUGGAAUGUUUGGAAGUGUUCCUUUAGAAGCUUCUGGAGAUUUUGGCAUUCAUCCUGAUGAAGGGGAGUUUCAUGUUAUGUGUCAGGUUCCUUCUGUGGAAGUCAAUUCCCUGAUGAAGACAUUUAAAAUGAGAAAAUUGCUAUUUCCUCUCGCUGGUUCAGUAACUGCCGUAUUCAACUGCCAAGGUCCAUUGGAUGCCCCUACUUUUGUGGGGAGUGGAAUUGUUUCUAGGAAAAUAGCCCAUCCUGUUCCUGAGAUUCCUUCAUCUGUUGCAUAUGAAGCAAUGAUGAAAAACAAGGAGGCUGGUGCGGUGGCUGCAUUUGAUCGAGUUCCAUUUUCAUACCUAUCAGCCAACUUUACCUUCAACACUGACAACUGCGUUGCCGACCUUUAUGGAAUUAGAGCUAGUCUCGUGGAUGGUGGUGAAAUAAGAGGGGCUGGGAAUGCAUGGAUUUGUCCAGAGGGAGAGUUGGAUGAAACUGCCAUGGAUGUAAAUUUGUCCGGAAAUAUGUUCUUUGAGAAAAUUUUGCAACGAUAUAUUCCCGGAUAUCUUCAUCUAAUGCCACUGAAGUUGGGAGAUUUAAGCGGAGAGACGAAGCUUUCUGGAUCACUUUUAAGACCGAGGUUUGAUAUCAAGUGGACUGCACCAAAAGCCGAGGGAUCUUUUAUUGAUGCUAGAGGAGACAUAAUAAUCUCGCAUGAGUAUAUCACCAUCAAUUCUUCAUCAGUUGCUUUUGAAUUGUACUCGAAAGUCCAUACUUCUUACCUUGAUGAUUACUGGCUUGAGAAAAGAGAUGUUAAUGCAACAAACGCUAUGCCAUUUACUGUUGAAGGAGUUGAGCUCGAUUUACGCAUGCGUAAUUUUGGAUUCUUUAGCUGGGUAUCUUCUUAUCCUUUUGAUUCUCCAAGACCAGUGCAUCUGAAGGCAACUGGAAGGGUAAAGUUUCAGGGAAAGGUUUCUGAACCAUCUGCUCAUUCCAGUGGGCUUAAGAAUGAACAAGAUUUGCAAACGGCAGUUAAAGGAAGCAGUAAACACCUUGCUGGUGAGGUUUCAAUCUCCGGUCUCAAAUUGAAUCAGUUGAUGCUGGCGCCUCAGUUGGCAGGGUUAUUGAGAAUUUCCCGAGAACAUAUCAAGUUGGACACCACAGGAAGACCAGAUGAAAGUCUUGCGGUGGAGGUAGUGAGCCCGCUACAGACAGGUGAGGAGAACCUACCAAAUGGGAAGUUGUGGUCCUUCUCUUUACAAAAGGGGCAGCUAAGAGCCAAUGUUUGCUUUAGGCCUCUACAGUCUGCCAACUUGGAGGUACGCCACCUGCCACUUGAUGAGUUAGAGUUGGCUUCACUUAGAGGAAUGAUUCAGAGGGCAGAAAUUCAGCUUAAUCUUCAGAAAAGAAGAGGUCAUGGAGUUCUAUCAGUACUUCGGCCAAAAUUCAGUGGUGUGCUUGGUGAAGCCCUGGACGUGGCUGCAAGAUGGAGUGGAGAUGUUAUUACAGUUGAGAAAACUGUCUUAGAACAAACCAACAGUCAUUAUGAGCUUCAGGGCGAAUAUGUCCUUCCUGGCACCAGAGAUCGGAGUACUGCAGGCAAUGGAAGGGGUGGAUUGUUGAAGCGGGCCAUGACUGGACAUCUGGGUAGUGUCAUAUCUUCUAUGGGGAGAUGGAGAAUGAGACUUGAAGUUCCUAAAGCUGAAGUUGCUGAGAUGCUUCCACUUGCAAGACUUGUUUCUCGAAGUACAGAUCCUGCUGUUCAUUUUAGAUCCAAGGACCUUUUCAUUCAAAGUUUGCAUUCUGUGGGAUUAUAUGCUGAAAGUCUACAUGAUCUCCUUGAGGUGAUACGCGGGCAUUAUACUCCCUUGAAUGAAGUAAUCCUUGAAGACCUAACACUUCCUGGCUUAGCCGAACUUAAAGGCCGCUGGCGCGGUUCUCUUGAUGCAAGUGGUGGAGGAAAUGGGGACACAAUGGCAGACUUUGAUUUCCACGGGGAUGAUUGGGAAUGGGGAAUCUACAAAACUCAGCGUGUUUUAGCAUCUGGUGCAUAUAGCAAUGAUGACGGGUUGCGCCUGGAAAAAUUCUUCAUUCAGAAGGAUAAUGCAACAGUCCAUGCUGAUGGGAAUGUGUUCGGCCCAAAGACAAAUCUUCAUUUCGCUGUUCUAAAUUUCCCAGUCAGUUUAGUUCCUGCUGUCGUUCAUUUCAUGGAAUCUUCUGCCACUGAAGUCAUUCAUUCUCUGAGGCAAUUAGUUGCCCCUGUUAAGGGCAUUUUACACAUGGAAGGAGAUCUCAGGGGUAGUUUGGCAAAACCAGAAUGUGAUGUUCAAGUUAGACUCCUUGAUGGUGCUGUUGGAGGAAUAGAUUUGGGACGAGCUGAAGUUGUCGCCUCCCUCACUUCCACAAGCCGUUUUCUAUUCAAUGCAAAAUUGGAACCAAUACUUCAAAAUGGUCAUGUUCACAUUCAAGGCAGUGUUCCUGUUAAUUUUGUCCAGAACAACAUCCUCGAAGAAGAGAACGUUGAAGCUGAUAAAGAUAAAAGAGAUCCUUCCUGGGUCUCAGAUUGGAUGAAGGAAAGUGGACGUGGUGCUUCAGAUGAAGCUGGUGAAAAGAAACUCUUGAGAGGCAGAAACGAAGAGGGUUGGGAUACACAAUUAGCAGAAAAUCUCAAAGGUUUAAGCUGGAACAUCUUGGAUGUUGGGGAAGUGAGGGUUGAUGCUGAUAUCAAGGAUGGGGGCAUGAUGUUGUUGACAGCGCUGUCUCCACAUGCCAGGUGGCUUCAUGGCAAUGCUGAUAUCGUGCUUCAGGUUCGUGGCACAGUUGAGCAGCCAGUGCUCGAUGGUUCCGCUUCUUUCCACAGAGCAUCUGUGUCUUCCCCAGUGCUCCGGAAACCCCUUACAAACCUUGGUGGCACAGUUCAUGUGAAGUCAAAUCGAUUGUGCAUUGGUUCACUGGAGAGUAAGGUCAGCAGAAGGGGAAAAUUGUUCAUAAAAGGAAAUCUGCCGCUCAGGACAAGUGAAGCAGUUGCAGAUGAUAAAAUUGACUUAAAGUGUGAAGUGCUGGAAGUACGAGCGAAGAAUAUAUUAAGUGGACAGGUAGACACUCAGAUGCAGAUAACAGGUUCCAUAUUGCAACCAAACAUUUCUGGGAAUAUCAAAUUGAGUCAUGGAGAAGCAUACUUGCCCCACGAUAAGGGCAGCGGAGCUGCUCCUCUAAACAGGCUUGCGACGCAGCAAUCCCGGCUCUCUGUUGGCGGCAUAAACCGUAUGGUUGCUUCAAGAUAUGUUUCACGAUUCUUCAGCUCAGAACCGUCUUCUUCAAGUACUAGAUUCCCUCAACCAUCAGUGAAAGCUGCUGAAGGUGAGAAAGACAUGGAUCUCGUGAAUAUCAGACCAAAAGUAGACGUCCGCCUGAGCGAUUUGAAGCUUAUUCUGGGGCCGGAGUUGAGGAUUGUUUAUCCUUUGAUCCUUAAUUUCGCCGUCAGUGGCGAGCUCGAGCUUAAUGGCCUCGCCCAUCCCAAGUGGAUAAGGCCCAAAGGCAUUCUCAUGUUUGAGAAUGGUGAUGUCAAUCUCGUCGCAACUCAGGUAAGGCUCAAAAGAGAGCAUCUGAACAUAGCCAAGUUCGAGCCUGAGCAUGGACUUGAUCCAUUGUUAGACUUGGCUCUGGUGGGGUCGGAGUGGCAAUUUCGGAUUCAGAGCCGAGCAAGCAACUGGCAGGACAAUUUGCUUGUGACCUCCACGCGUUCAGUGGAGCAGGAUGCCCUCUCACCAACUGAGGCUGCAAGAGUGUUUGAGAGUCAAUUGGCGGAGUCUAUAUUAGAAGGAGAUGGGCAGCUCGCAUUUAAGAAGCUCGCGACUGCAACUCUUGAAACCCUGAUGCCUAGAAUCGAAGGCAAGGGGGAGUUUGGCCAGGCAAGGUGGAGGGUAGUGUAUGCUCCUCAGAUCCCAAGCUUACUCUCCGUGGACCCCACCGUUGAUCCUCUCAAAUCCAUAGCAAGCAACAUAUCAUUCGGUACCGAGGUCGAAGUCCAGCUUGGGAGACGUCUCCAGGCCUCCAUUGUUAGGCAGAUGAAGGAUUCGGAGAUGGCCAUGCAGUGGACCUUGAUCUACCAGCUCACAAGCCGUCUACGGGUUCUCCUGCAAUCUGCUCCAUCCAAGCGCCUCCUCUUCGAAUACUCGGCUACAACCCAGGGCUAAGAUCCGAGAUCUUGGAAGGCAGGGCAGAGCUCUCCAAACUCGUUCCCUUUUCUCUCGUUUUUCCGUCAAUUUUCUUGGUUUCGGAGAUUGAAAUGUUACAUCAGAUGAUGUAAAUAUGUAUUCAUUCUUUUGCUCAGAAAUGUCUGUACAGCGUCAGAUUGUAGGCUACGUGAUUAGUGACAAAAUAAACUCACUAUUUAUUGUACUCGAUAGUAAUGAAAGUCGAGAUUUCAGAAAAUCACUGUUAAGGUCCCGAUUAUUUCA